Molecule: messenger RNA, 966 nt
Organism: Aspergillus alliaceus
Lineage: Eukaryota; Fungi; Ascomycota; Eurotiomycetes; Eurotiales; Aspergillaceae
Product: CDC26 family anaphase-promoting complex subunit
Exons: 2
Coding region: 219-425 (68 amino acids)
Biological process (GO): anaphase-promoting complex-dependent catabolic process
Cellular component (GO): anaphase-promoting complex
Source: RefSeq, a predicted model, not a curated record
GGACGCACCAGGCUGACUGAGGUCUUUUGCUUUCCCUUGGUUGAUCGAAAACUGGCGAAUUGGUAGUCUUCCCGAACUGCCGUGCAGGUCACGUGAAAACCUCGUCCAUAAUGCAGAUUCGAAUCCGCGGGGCUCUAGGAUUCAAGCUUUCUAUACAACGGUGUGCAGGUUCCAUUACCUUUUGAGUCGUCCAGGCAGUGUACGUGUCUAAUCCGAAGAUGCUUCGCCGAAAGCCCACAGCUAUUGCAAUAACAGCGGAAGACCUCGCGGCGUUUGAGGAUGCGCGACUUCGCAAAUUAGCCAACGAAAACAACGGCCACGAUCGCAGCAGAAACAAUUUCAAUGCCAGUUUCGAUCCCAGUGAUGAGCUGAAGCCUUUACCGGGAGAUAAGGCCAGAAUCGUCCGAUCCCGGGAAGAGAGAUAGGAAUGCGCCGACACACCUGAGAUGGCAGGUUAAUAUCAGUUGUUAUAUACCCCAACGAAGGUUUCUAUGCUGGCAUGAAUCGUCGAUCUAUCCUCUUCGCACCAAUUUUGCUGCUUCAAACUUGACUGAAGUGCUUGGAUGCUAUUUGCUCUUCGUGGGGACGCUUAGCGCAUGUUUCCGAGUACUUUAUUAUUCGGUGCCAGUACUGAUGUUUCUCGAUAAGAUGUGCAUGAACUAUUAUUUAUGAAAUUGAGAAAUUUUGCUAUUGAGCAAUAGUGUCAGCAAGCAUAUACAUGACAUUCAUGGCAUCAACUGUUACUGCCGCUAAAACGUCCCUAAUAUCGUUGGUUUUUAUUGUUAUCUUGGGUUAUCUUGAUACCUACUGUAAUCCUCAACACAUUGAUGUCCAAAUACAAGAAAGUAUCAAAUAUUCCUACCGCUGCUUCAAUUUACAGUUUCUUUCGUAGUGAAGUACUUUGUUGUGUUGACUUGUUUUGUCGACUCGGUCUAUUUGUUUAGAUAUUUCAGUAGCUGAAUGCCA